UGCCUGGUGCUGGCUGUCAUCAUGGUGCUCAUUGGCUCCAGCUUUCAGAGGCUGUGCGAGGUGUUGGAGGGUUUUGGUCAGAAGGCAGAAACACAAAGCCCACCAGGGGUACAGAGUGUCGACCUGAGACACAUCAGCCUUGAGCUGGAUGGCCAACUGGAGCAGAUUGAGAGCUCCCUGUGGGACAACUGGUUCUGGAACCUGAUCCUGGAUGAUGAUACUACUGAAGAUGAAGAAGAGAGCGAGGAAGAGGAGGAAGAAGAGGAGGAAGAAAGCUCAAGGAGGGAGGCAGAGGAGACAGGUGCCCAGGAGGGACUGGGGGGGUACAGACACAGGAAGUCAAGCAAGAAAAACUUCCUAAUUCAAAGAAAGGAGAAGAUGAGAGGAAGAUCAGAGAAGACAGCAAGGUGGGAGAAGAAUGAGGAGCUCAGUGAAUUGACAAGAGAGCAUAAGGUGAGGGAAAAGAAGGUAAGAUUGCAGAGAUCUGAGGAAGAUGAAGACCUUGGAGAGGAUGAGGAAGAAUCACCCAAAGGGAAGAGGCAGAGUGCAGAGGCAGAGAGAUGGCAGAAGCGAAAGAAACAGCUGCUGCAGGUGAAGAAGGUGCCCAUUAGAGGCCACAGACACAACCUGUGAGAGACGUCCAGGAAGAGCAUCACACUAUCAUCUCCGUCUGACAUUCAGCUGCAACCCUGGUACCCGAUGUCUCCUCUGUCCUGCCCUCGUACCAACCCUGAACACCACCAGGCUGCACGUCAUCACAUUAGACUAGAGAGGAGGAGCCCAAACUCAAGGGCUGCAUCUACACUUAUUUGGUCAUCAUUCUGCACAAGACCGGUCUAAUGUUGGAUGAAAUAACAGAACAAAAGCUUAGCGUCAUAACAAACUACUAAACUGUUCAGUGUUGAACUUAG
Molecule: messenger RNA, 911 nt
Organism: Scleropages formosus (Asian bonytongue)
Lineage: Eukaryota; Metazoa; Chordata; Actinopteri; Osteoglossiformes; Osteoglossidae
Product: golgin subfamily A member 6-like protein 1
Exons: 3
Coding region: 22-633 (203 amino acids)
Source: RefSeq, a predicted model, not a curated record